Gossypium arboreum is the source of this 1475-nucleotide messenger RNA. RefSeq lists its product as uncharacterized. The transcript is spliced from 4 exons. The record is from RefSeq and is a predicted model, not a curated record. NCBI's taxonomy places the organism in Eukaryota, Viridiplantae, Streptophyta, Magnoliopsida, Malvales, Malvaceae. The coding region runs from base 459 to 1172 and encodes 237 amino acids.
UGUUUAUAUAUAUAUAUAGGACAUCAUCAACUUCUGACCCUUCUCCGCCUACACUGAUCCCGUUAUCUUCCUCUUCACGUUCCAACUUCUAUUAGGGUUUUUCUGUCUAAAUCUCGAUCGAUCCAAGACGAAAAGAAAAAGAAAAAAUAGGGUCUUUUUUCUCACACAAUUAGGGGGGUUUCGGAGAGCAUAGGAAGAUAAUAUGCCUUCGUUACCCUUUGAAUCGAUUUUGCUCCCUUUGCUUCCUUCUUCCACUCAUUUUCAUGUUGGUUUAUGUUUAUGUUCCCAUCGUUUGAAACAUCUUCAAAAAAGCGAUCGUCGUGGAAUCUAGCUUGUUUGGAAGAUUUGGGAUUGAUUUUGAUUGUGAUCUUAGGUUUAAAUCUCGUCAACUGAUCGCUGUAACCGUCUUAAGAAAGCUAGCUAGGACUGUUUGUAUUCAUUGGUGUUAUAAAAGGACCAUGUUGGGUUCCCGAGAGGUAGAUGAUUUGAGUGACCUUAAACAGGCAAUACUUGGUGCUUGUUUGAGUGAAUGUGUUGGGGGUGAUAGGAGUGGUGUGGACGAUUUAAUUGAGCAAGGACAUCAAAGCAAACCUCCACAGAAGUGUUUAGGCAAGCGUGCCUCAUUAUCUACUACAGUCUCUCCUCCUGAGUAUGAUGUUGAUGAAAUCGAAACUUCAUUGAGGUGGCUAUUCUCAGAGGAUUUGGCGCAGUCAUCUUGGUCCUGUUCCGCUUCUUUCCCUACUCCAUUGAAGCUAGUGUCUGCCCUCAAAGGUAGCCGUCAAAAACAGGGAUUACCGACAAAGGAGCUGACAGUGACAUGGGCCCCUGAUGUUUAUGAUCCUCUGCCAACAUCCGUUUUGCACACAGUUAGAGGCAAAAAGCAGCAGAAGUUGAAGAAGAACAGUGAUAAGAAGAAAAAAGGAAAGAAAUGGCACAAGGGAAACAACUCCUUGCGUGGUGGUGGUAAAGACAACAAACAGUUUCACAGAGGUGGUGGGAGUUUGGAUAAGUGGUAUAACUACAAACCACUUGAGCUUCAUGGUACGGUAGUCAACGAUGCCUCAGGCAACCUUGAUGGUUUUAAGGUUGGCAGUACAGACCCCUACUGUGGGACUAGUUAUCUGAAAAAUUCACUCACUAGAAUGCACUACUCUGUGGCGGAGGCUUUAUGACUAAGGCUCUUCCUUUUACCGGUUCCUGUAGAUAAAUAAGCCCUUUUUUCUGUCCUCCCGUAUGAAUAUUUUGAACAUUUGCCUUUAGGUUGCAAUUUGCUAUGCUAUGAUCUUUUUGAUAAUGGUGUGGAUUUGAAAGUUUUGUUCAGUGCGCUGUUUGUGCUGUGUAGGAGGCAGUACUUGAACAGCUUAACUGCCUUCUUGCUUUGUGAAAUAGGAUAUUUUGUUUGAUCAAAUAGCAGACAGUGAGAUUGUAUUGGAAUCUUAUGCUCUUAUUUUCUAUUAUUAGCUUUGUGAACUAAA